CUCAUCUGGAGCUUGUGAUGUAAACCAUCAUGAAUCGCGCUGAAAUGAAGUCGACUCGUUUCGAGUGAAAUUGUGCGCUGCCUUCUUAAAAAACAAAUUCCGCACGGUUUUAAUUCGCUCAUACGCACUUUCCGCUGACGUUUCUCUCAGCAACACACGCACGCACACACACACACACACACACACACACACACACUGCUGGCGUGACCAGAAAAAGGGCUGCUCGGUAACAGUGAAGCAAGGAACAGCAGCGGGAGACUAAAACCGACCGCAAACAGUCUAAACAAGGCCGUGGCCGCGGUUCUGACGAAGGAGAGAGAGAGAGAGAGACAGAGAGAGCGAGACUGAGCAAGAGAGACACUGGGCUCCAACCAUGCCACUGUUUGGUAAAUCUCACAAGAGUCCCACGGACAUUGUGAAGGCUCUGAAGGACAACCUGUCCAUCCUGGUGAAGCAGGACAAGAAGACAGAGAAGGCCUCAGAGGAGGUGUCUAAAUGUCUGGUGGCGAUGAAGGAGAUCUUGUACGGCACCAACGACAAGGAACCACACACGGAGACGGUGGCCCAGCUGGCCCAAGAGCUGUACAACAGCGGCCUGCUCAUCUCCCUGGUGGAGAACCUGCAGGUCAUCGACUUUGAGGGGAAGAAGGACGUGUGUCAGAUCUUCAACAACAUCCUACGCAGGCAGAUUGGCACCCGCAGUCCCACAGUGGAAUAUUUCUGCUCCCAUCAGGAAGUGCUCUUCAUCCUGCUCAAAGGGUAUGAGACUCCUCAGGUGGCGCUGAACUGCGGCAUCAUGCUGCGUGAGUGCAUCCGGCAUGAACCGCUCGCCAAAAUCAUCCUGCACUCGGAGCAUUUCAACGACUUUUUCAGCUAUGUGGAAAUGUCAACGUUCGACAUUGCCUCUGAUGCAUUCGCCACCUUCAAGGACCUUCUUACAAGACACAAGGUUCUAGUGGCAGAAUUUUUAGAACAGAACUAUGAUGCGGUCUUUGAGAACUAUGAGAAGCUGCUGCACUCUGAAAACUAUGUGACAAAGAGGCAGUCACUGAAGCUGUUGGGUGAGCUCCUGCUGGACAGACACAACUUCACUGUGAUGACGAGGUACAUCAGCAAGCCGGAGAACCUCAAACUCAUGAUGAACCUGUUGAGAGACAAAAGUCCCAAUAUCCAGUUUGAGGCGUUCCACGUUUUCAAGGUGUUUGUGGCAAACCCUAACAAAACGCAGCCCAUCAUAGACAUCCUUCUGAAGAACCAGACGAAGCUCAUCGACUUCCUUAGCAACUUCCAGAAGGACCGCACGGACGACGAGCAGUUUAACGACGAAAAGACGUACCUCAUUAAACAGAUACGAGACUUAAAGAAACCCGCCUCCUAAACCUUAGCUAGCGAUCACGUUAUUAAGCACCUCAUCUUUUUACUGAGGAAAAAUAAACAAAAAAAAAAAAAUCACAAAAAUCUAUUAACAAUAAUAAUUCUAUUUAAGAUCUUAAACAUUUGUCUUUUCUUAGUCAUGCGGCUCGCAAGUGAUAGUUUUCAAUCACUGAUGUUCAGUUAUUUUCUUUUCUUUUUUUAUUUUUCUUUUCUUUUCUUUUUUUUUUUUUUUUUUUUUUUUUUUUUUUUUAAACUUUCUUUCAUAAGACAUUUGUUAGUUUUAUCAUCGAGUUGUGUGCCACAAUAGGAUGUUUAAAAAAUAAAAAAAAAAAAAAGAAAGAAAACUUAAAGGCAACCAAUUUAGUUUCAGGAAGAACCAAAGCUGGUAGCAGCCUUGAGAGACGUGGGUGAGUCACGAGGACCUAAGAGGACGAUUGACACUUUUGGUUUUUACAUUAUGAUGAGCUCGUAUUUUCACACACACCGAUCCGAGUGUAGUUCACACACCGGCAGUUUGGCCUCGCUCUUGUACAGUUUGUAGCUGUAGUAGUGGAGUUGUAGGAAGGGAGGAUGCAUUCCCCAGUUAUUUAUAAAACUAUGAUUUUCACACAUUAGUAACUUCAUUCUUGCAUUCCUUUAUAUUGUUUUUUUUUUUCUACUCUAGCACCUCCUGUCACUGGUGGUAUACGCUGAAUUUUCUUCCUUUUCACGCACCUGUAUGGCUUACUGCUGGCUCUGGAUGGGUUUAAAUUUACCAAAAAAACAAAUAUAUCAGUCAUGUUAUCCCUGUUUACUUUUUUUUUUUUUCCCUUCUUCUCAGUAUUUUACUUGUUGGGUUUCAGCCAUGGAUCAGGAGUGCAGUUUAUCUUCCUGUAUGCUUUUUAUUUUUUGUUUUUUUGCUUUUUUUUUUUUUUUUAAUUUGAGUUAUUAGAGUUAUGCUUGCGAAACAGGGCUGUGUAACUUUUCAAUUCCUACUUGACAACAUGUUUACCUAUCAUGUGUUUAAAGCUGGUUUUAGUCUCUAAGUGGGUGCCCUUUUAUGAAAUGUAGUAAACAUCUGUUGUCACUUUGUGUAUGAUGUUUUGCAGUGAGGCUGGAGUUCACAAUAAUGGUUCUCGAUUUGUACUAUAGUACUAAAACUAGAGUUAUGUGCUAGUACUGUAGUGUAUCCAGUGCGCUAAUAUUCCUAUAGGACCUACUAUAGGAGUCAUGUAGUUUAAUCCCACUAAUACUCUUUCUUGUACACGUUUAUUAUGUUGCAGUUUGGCGGUUCUGUGCUGUAUCUCUGCAGUACUUCAGUGUAUUUCUGUUCAUUAGCUGGUAUGUUAGCUUUUCAUAGUGAUUUUGGCAUUUAGCUCAAACCUAAACAGAACAGUCGAGGACACGAACGUUCAAAACAGGUGCCUUUUGUUGUGUUUUAAAUGUAUUCCUGUUUUUUUUUUUUUCUCAUGCUUUAUUUUGUAUUUUUUAAACAGAUCUUUCUAGGGGGAGCUUAAUUUAAUUUUGUUGUUAAUUUUAAAUAUGUUCUAGUAGAGCAUAUUUUGAAUCGAUUAAGCAGUGAACCUCUUAACUCGCUAUAUUUGAGUUACGCUGAUGAAAACUUCAUUCUUUCAUCCUUUGCUUUCAUUUGCUGCACUUGGUUGAUUGAUUCAGUUGUAUGAUUGUAUCAUUAGAAUAUUUGGAUUAAGUGGAAUUUGUAUGCUGAGGUGGUCUUGACCCAUGUUAUCACAUUUGCCAAUUAUGUGAAAUUUGUUAUAUAUCGAUAUACAUACUGAUUUUCCAUACUUUUUCGUUUUCUGAUAAUAUUUUUACUUUGCUUAUAAAAUCAUCGCCCUAAGAAACCAAAACUGGAUCAAAAUUCAGUGGUAAAUCAUUCUCAAAUGUUGAGCAAAUACAUCACACACUAUUGGCAUUCCUUCUGCUCCUCCUAGUUUGAAUUAGCAUUCAGAGCUCAGAUGGGCUCCGGGCUGUUCAGUAUUGUGUAAUGUAAAGUGAAUCAUGGAACAUUAAACCCUUCAACAGGGGAAUCAUUCAACUAUAUUAUACACCUGAGCCAAAUUUAUUCAAUAUCCUUACAUCCUUACAUAGACACAUUACAAUUAAUGGAAAUAAACGUUGAGAUUUCAAGUCUGAAAUCUUUCCCAAUGCCACCCAUGUCGCAUCCUUCCUUCUUCAAUGCUAAUUGUACCAUAUCACCAAUAAAGCAAAAUUCAAGCAUUA
Molecule: messenger RNA, 3594 nt
Organism: Pangasianodon hypophthalmus (striped catfish)
Lineage: Eukaryota; Metazoa; Chordata; Actinopteri; Siluriformes; Pangasiidae
Gene: cab39l
Product: calcium binding protein 39-like
Exons: 9
Coding region: 374-1378 (334 amino acids)
Biological process (GO): intracellular signal transduction
Molecular function (GO): protein serine/threonine kinase activator activity
Source: RefSeq, a predicted model, not a curated record